Messenger RNA from Cyprinodon tularosa, 1736 nucleotides. It is a transcript of the gene nmrk1, whose product is annotated as nicotinamide riboside kinase 1. The record is from RefSeq and is a predicted model, not a curated record. Gene Ontology annotation, cellular component: cytoplasm. The coding region runs from base 92 to 739 and encodes 215 amino acids. NCBI's taxonomy places the organism in Eukaryota, Metazoa, Chordata, Actinopteri, Cyprinodontiformes, Cyprinodontidae. The transcript is spliced from 8 exons.
AAGCGGAAAUGUAUGACACACGGUGGAGGACUGUGUUUGUGUAGGUAAACAAUGAGCCUGGUAGUUUUUUUUCUCGUAUAAUUAGAAUCACAUGUCAUCCACUUUGCGUCGAGUUUGCAGCAAACUGUCUCAAAUGAAGACUCUAGUUGUUGGAGUUGGUGGGAUCACCAAUGGAGGAAAAUCUACCCUGGCUAAAUUUCUUCACCAGAAAAUACACAACAGCUGCAAUAUUGCUCAAGAUUCCUAUUUUAAGGAUGACCGUUUGGUACCAGUGGACAGAAAUGGCUUCAAGCAAUAUGACACGCUUGAUGCUCUUCAUAUGGACAAGAUGAUGAUAGAGGUUUACUCCUGGAGAAGAGAUCCCCAAUCUUUCCUGAAGAAGCGGGGUCUGAUACCCAUUGAUUCAUCAGUUGAUGAUGAAGUUUAUGUUUUGAUUGUGGAGGGUUUCCUGAUUUUCAACUACAGGCCUUUAAAUGAGCUGUUUGACAAGAGAUAUUUUUUGGAAAUUCCUUAUGAGGCUUGUAAGAAGAGACGAAGUUCCAGGGUAUAUUCUCCUCCAGAUCCCCCAGGUUACUUUGAUGGAUAUGUGUGGCCAAUGUACCUCAGAAACCGCAGAGAGAUGGAGGAAAUCACCUCAGAAAUUGUUUAUCUGGAUGGUUUGAAACCAAAGGAAGAGGUGUUAGGUGUUGUUUAUGAAGACAUUUGUCAAGCCAGAAACAGGCUGCAGGGGCAAAACUGAGUGGACGGACCAUUUUCAAUUGUUUCUGGAGGCUCUGCUGACCAAAAGGACCAAAUAAUAUGCUUUUAAUUGGUGGUUUUUGCAAGUCUUUUGCAGCCUUGGUUGGUGUUGAUUUUUGAGGUCAAGUCUCCUUUGAUUUCACCUUUAGCACCUUAUCCCAUUGCUUCCCUACAGGUUAUAUUCUUAUAAUUUAUAAUGAUUCCUUUGCUGAGCAAUAGUUGUCAUUUGGAGUCUCUGUGUGUUCUUUAUGCUGCAACGUGUAGAAUAAUUCAGAACUGAAGCAUUUCCAUUUUAGGAUAACAUUAUUACAAAAAAGUGAUAUGGAAUUGAUGUUACUGCAUUAAAAGAGAAUAUAUUGUAUGUAUUUAUUUUUUUUCUCCAAAAGAGUAAACAAAGCUGUUGAUGAGGACAAACUGAUCUAAGUGUAUCUUACUUCCUGUGGCCUGAACUUCACUAUUUUACCAUCAGUGGGUGCAAUUUCUCACUAUUUUCUUGAUGCUAAAAAAAAUCAUCAUUAUAUCAUAUUUGAAACUUGUUUUUAUUAACAUGAUCUACAAAAGAUUAAAAACUAUACCUAUAUCAGUGAAAAAUAAACAGUUUAAAAUGUUUUCCUUUAGAGGUCUUGGUUCUGCUCAGAGUGAAACUAAAUCUGCAAAUUUAAGGGGAAAAUAAAUCACCCACAGACUGAAUAGAAACCCACUUAUGAUAACUUGAACCCUUAUGAAAACAGAACCAACUGUAUACAGUAAAUAUAACAGCAAUUUUAGAUAUCUAGUAAGUUACUAAGACACUAAAAAGCCAAGUAAAGAAAAUGUUGACCAAUUUACACACAUUUUUACUACUGAUGCAAGAAGUGGCUAAUUAAAACAUUUGAUUAUCAAGAAAUUCUUUUUUAACCGUAAUACUUUUGUGAUUCUUCACUUAAGGUCAAUUUCACUUAUUUUUUACCCCUUCCAAUCUUAAUGCUGGUUUCUGUAAAAUUAACUAAUAUCUCCAA